Messenger RNA from Dictyostelium purpureum, 486 nucleotides. RefSeq lists its product as uncharacterized. The coding region runs from base 1 to 486 and encodes 161 amino acids. The record is from RefSeq and is a predicted model, not a curated record. The transcript has a single exon. NCBI's taxonomy places the organism in Eukaryota, Evosea, Eumycetozoa, Dictyosteliales, Dictyosteliaceae.
AUGGCUUCAAUAAUCAGACAACACACAAAUUCAUUAUUAUACUACAAGGUGCUAAGUGAAGAUAUAGGUAUUGGUAAGAAAAGACUAUGGAGAGACUACCAUGAUACAAAAUGUAGAUUAUGUUUUAGUGCUGAUGAAUCAAUUGAAUACUUAGUUGUUGGUUGUACUGGUAUGAAUAAACACGGUAGAAUUAGACGUCAUGAUGCAGUUGUAACCGAGAUUAGUAAAUCAUUGAUCAAACGCGAUGAAAUUCCAAACGUGGAAAACAACUUGGAUCCACACAUUACUUAUUCACAAUCAAAAGAUAAAGAAAUGACUAUUAAUAUUGAAAUUAUUCGGGACAUAUUCUCCAAAAACUCUCAAUCGACGGCCAAUAAACCAGACAUUGUGGUAAUUGAUCAUAUUAAACACCUUGUGUAUAUUAUAGAAGUCUGUGUACCUUUUGAUGGUAAUAUUGAAUUUAGACAAGCUGAAAAAUUAAAUUAG